Sesamum indicum (sesame) is the source of this 1039-nucleotide messenger RNA. RefSeq lists its product as uncharacterized. Lineage: Eukaryota; Viridiplantae; Streptophyta; Magnoliopsida; Lamiales; Pedaliaceae. Gene Ontology annotation, cellular component: cytosol; membrane. The record is from RefSeq and is a predicted model, not a curated record. Gene Ontology annotation, biological process: response to water deprivation; cold acclimation; response to abscisic acid.
ACCACUCUCCACCCAUUCAACUCAAAUCUCCAAAGCAUAUCAGUUUCGGUUUCACUUUGCAUUUUUCUUUGUCAAUAUCACUCACGAUUCCGAUACAAGUGAUUGAAAAAUGGCUGAUGAAGUGAAGAAUUACCAUCACCACGAGAGCAAGACCGAUGAGCCAUGCGAGGCCGCCCCCGCCAAGACUGAGGAAUAUGCGGCGGUGGAGAGCAGCGAUCGUGGGCUGUUCGAUUUCAUGGGGAAGAAAGAGGAGGAGAAGAAGUGCGAGGAGGAGGUGAUCGCCACCGAGUUUGAAGAGAAAGUUCAGGUUUGUGAGGAGGAGGAGGAGAAGAAAGAAGAACAGGAGAAGAAGCACGAGGGAUUGCUUGAGAAGCUCCACAGGAGUAACAGUUCUAGCAGUUCUUCGAGUGACGAGGAGGAGGUAGAGGAAGGUGGAGAGAAGAAGAAGAAGAAGAAGGGUCUGAAGGAGAAGAUUAAGGAUAAGUUGUCUGGAGAGAAGAAGGAAGAAGAGAAGGCCGAUGAGGUGAAGUACGAAGACACUGCUGUGCCAAUUGAGAAGUGUGAUGAUGCGCCAACUCACCAUGAACCCGAGGAGAAGAAAGGGUUCCUAGAUAAGAUCAAGGAGAAGCUCCCCGGCGGCAAGAAGACCGAGGAAGUUGCCGCUCCGCCCCACCAUGCUGCCGAGUGCGCCACCACUCCGGAAGCUGAGGGGAAGGAGAAGAAAGGGUUCUUGGAGAAGAUAAAGGAGAAGAUCCCAGGGUACCACUCCAAGAGCGAUGAGGAAAAGGAAAAGGAGAAAGAGGGUGCAUACCACUAAGAAAGCAAAAAAUGUUUGGUUUUCCUUUCAAUAAUUUGUGCUUUUUGGAUUGUCAUUGUGCUCUGUUUGGCUGGUUAAUUUCUUGAUGGGCUUCAAUGUAUUCUAUUUCUCUUUCUUCAAAAAAAAAAAAAAAGUUUUUUUAUUUUGUUGAAAAAAAUGUAUGUUAAGUGCUUUUGUUAUGUGCUUAUAUAUAUAUGCAUAUAAGGAAUUAAAGUUUGAUUA